Molecule: messenger RNA, 582 nt
Organism: Clonostachys rhizophaga
Lineage: Eukaryota; Fungi; Ascomycota; Sordariomycetes; Hypocreales; Bionectriaceae
Source: the annotation of a GenBank genome assembly
AUGGAUGAUCAACCUCUCCAACUAAGCCCCGAGAUGGGGCAACAAUUUCUUCCAGCCUACGUUGACCUAGGGCUGUUCCAGGACGGGCCAGCCUUGCCCAUGGACUUCCCCCCACCCCACGCUGGCCUGGAUUCACUCCAAGCCGAGGGGAUCAUGGUCAUGCAAGCCAAGCAUGCAGAGCUUUUCGAAGCUUAUGCCAAAAAUAAGCAGAGUCAAGAAAGUCUGGUCAAGGGCCUAACGCAAUUUCAUGGCCGCGCGUCGGCGGCCUUGGAUGAGAAAACCGCGGCUACCAAAGCCAUGAAAGAGCUACUAGACGAGCAAAGCGCACUUGAUCCACAAUGCUUCGCCAUGCGGCACGCUGAAGCAUUAAACGAGCUUCAAAUUACUACAGAGUGCGAGGCCAGCCUAUCUCGCCUCGUCGAAACUGGGCACCGGGACUUGAGGAAGGUUACCCAAGAGGGGGGUGAUAUCGUCUUCCAGCUAAAGGUUCUUGAGGUGCAGCUACAGAAUGCGGACCCAAGCUUUCAACUAUAUGAUUAUGGCAAGGUUGGUCCUGAAGUUGAGGAUGAGAUGAUGGCUUGA